Messenger RNA from Naegleria fowleri, 678 nucleotides. RefSeq lists its product as uncharacterized. Bases 1 to 678 code for a protein of 225 amino acids. Lineage: Eukaryota; Heterolobosea; Eutetramitea; Acrasida; Naegleriidae. The transcript has a single exon. The record is from RefSeq and is a predicted model, not a curated record.
AUGAGAUCGUGGAGAACUAACAUAGAAUUUAGACACUAUGUUAGAUUGCUGGCCGGAUAUCCACAAGGAAUUGACGUGUUCCUUUUAAACUAUCUCUAUUACGACCAAACAGAGAGUGAAGCAUGGGAAAGUGAACGGAAGUUUUUAAUAAAAUAUAAGGCUCCAAUUCAAAUGAAAGACGCAUAUUUCUUGUUAUCAUUAAUUUUAACAAGAAAGAAAGUCACAAAGUACCGGUUGAUUAGAUCAGAAUCAUUAUCCUCUCUGGAAGAGAAAGGUUAUAUCAUGUUAAACAUAGACAAAUAUGAUUUUUUUACAGUCUUAUACCCUCCUGUUUUAAUGAGCACCUUGAUACAUGAAGGACGUGUUCGGACAACUUUUGAGGAAAUGUUUUUUGUGAUGCCGUCAACCAAGAGAAAUGAAGUUAAUUGGGAAGAUGCGGUACAGAAAUACUUCUAUUUAUUGUUUACCUCCAUUUCUCGAUCAAUCGAUGAACAGGACGGGCCAUUGAUGCUUAAGGAUUUGUUUCCAUUCGCAAAAAUGAACAACCGGACUUCGAAACUCUUUCUGAAAUCAAUACCUAAGAUUGUUUAUGAAUGCCAGUCAGCAAAACCAAUUCAAGGCAAAAUCUCAACAGUAGCCAAACAGCAAUCAAACUUUGCAGUUAGCUUGAGAAUUUAG